Tetrahymena thermophila SB210 is the source of this 408-nucleotide messenger RNA. RefSeq lists its product as hypothetical. NCBI's taxonomy places the organism in Eukaryota, Ciliophora, Oligohymenophorea, Hymenostomatida, Tetrahymenidae. The record is from RefSeq and is a predicted model, not a curated record. The transcript has a single exon.
AUGAAUAUAAAAUGGAAGAAAAAGCCUCUAAAUUUAUUAUUUUACAAAUAAAUUUAUUAAUAUAGAUUUUUCAUAUUUCACUUUAGUUUGCUCAACCAAAUAUAAAUAAGGUAUAUCUAUAUACUAAAGAAUUAUCAGCGUUAAAUUCAAUAAUACUGCACCAUUAAAUACAAUUUAUCAAGCUAACUAAAAUAAUAGGAAUAUAAAGAAAAACUAAGCUAAGAAAAAUUUUAUUUAAAAGCAAAGUAUGUUGGUAAACAUAACUAGAUAUCUCAAUUAAAAAAAAUAAUAAAAGAAUUUAAUUUUCUGAUACCAACGCCUAGAAAUAAAAUUUAUGUUAUUCAAUUAAAUUACCACUUUUAGAAAGUUAAGCAAUUAAUAUAAUAGAUUCCACAAAUCACUGACUGA